AUGGGCAGCCACGUCUCCAAGCCACGAUCCAGCGGCGGAGGUAAAUUGGCGCCAACAUGUGAGGGAGGAGAGCCGAGUCCAUCGGCUGGCCCAAGCCAACAGAAAAAGAAAAUGGGGCCCACCAACAUCAUGGCUCCCGGCGGCGGGCCUUCACCCCUCAUCCGGUUCCCGCCGCCCGGGCCCGCUAUCGUUCCCAGACCCCGGCACCCGGGCCCAUCAUUGCCCCGGCUCCCGACGGCGUGCCUUCACCUCUCAUCCGGUUCCCGGCGCCCGGGCCCGCUAUCGUACCCGGACCCUGGCUCCCGGCACCCGGGCCCACCAUUGCCCCGGCUCCCGGCGGCUUGCCUUCACCUCUCAUCCGGUUCCCGGCGCCCGGGCUCACCAUUGUCAUGGCUCCCGGCGGCGGGCCUUCGCCUCUCAUCCGGUUCCCGGCGCCCGGACCAGCUAUCGUUCCCGGACCCCGGCAUCCGGGCCCACCAUUGCCCCGGCUCACGGUGGCGUGCUUUCACCUCUCAUCCGGUUCCCGGCGCCCGGGCCCGCUAUCGUUCCCGGACCCCGGCUCCCGGCACCCGGACCCACCACUGCCCCGGCUCCCGGCGGCGGGCCUUCACCUCUCGCCCGGGUCCCGGCGCCCGGGUCCGUCAUCGUUCCCGGACCCCGGCUCCCGGAACCCGGGCACACCAUUGCUCCGGCUUUCGGCGCCGGGCCUUCGCCUCUCGUCCGGUGCUCGGCGCCCUCGCACGAUACUGA
Messenger RNA from Linum trigynum, 750 nucleotides. NCBI's taxonomy places the organism in Eukaryota, Viridiplantae, Streptophyta, Magnoliopsida, Malpighiales, Linaceae. The record is from the annotation of a GenBank genome assembly.